AUGUCUGAAGAUGCUUUAUUGGAAGAGGACAUUUGGGAAUACAAGUCCAUUAGGAAGCAAAAGCAUCAGACUAAUUCAGAGAGCAUCUCUGCACCCGUGCGGAAAGUAAGUGAUGGCAAGUGCAGGCCAAAAACAAAAAGAAAGAAAAAAAAAUCCGUAGAGAAAACUGAGAGUCUUCCAAAAACUGAGGAGGGAUUUGGGCCAAAUCAGGAUGUGGAUCAAUGUAAAGAUGAGAGUAGCGUGCACUCCCAGGACAGUGUGAGUAGCCGGACGGAACAGAGCUCACAGAGCGCAAAGCCUGCCCACGAUGGAUACUGCCCGAGCUGUCAGAUGCCCUUCGCUUUGCUAUUGGUCCAGACACCUCGGUGGCACGUUGCUGAAUGUUUGGAUACUCCAGGAUCCUUUGAAAAAGAGUGUCCUGAUGGUUUACUGUGCACUUCCACCAUUCCAUCGCACUACAAGCGUUACAGCCAUUUCCUACUUGCAGCAAGCAGGGCAGGAGAUUAUCUUGUAGACUCUUCAGCAAACACUUCAGAGAGGAAGAUGACAUGUUCUACUGCUGCAAAGCCCAGCUGUUCCCCAAGUCAUGUAGAGGAAAUCUCACAGAAUGAGAAACCAUCUAAUAACAUAAAAAAUGUCCCAAACAAUGACUGUGCAUUGAUGGUACAGCAGUCACCGCAAAUGAAGCCUCUGAGUAUAACCAGGGAAAAUACUUCCUCUUUUGCAGAUGUUUCAAAGCCUCAGCAGACACUCCAGCUCACACAGACCACAGGUAAUAGUUGUACCUUUGAAUUUUAUGACUUUGCAUCCUCUCAAGGAAGUGGAACAGGAGAAGAUCUGUGUAGUCAGAAAGAAACAAGUCAGCCAAGUCUACUGCAGUCAAAUGCAGACUUCAGUGACUGUGAAAUUUCUUAUUCUCCACUGAGUACUUUUGAGGAAAGUGAAGAGGAAACUGAGGAAGAGGAGAAGAAAAUAAAAAUAUCACAAAAUAAGUUAUUAAAAGUCUGGAACUUUGAAGAUGGAGAAUCUAAUUCUGUGGCAGUUAAAACAUUUAAUGGACACCUCUUACAGCAGAAGCCUCAGUAUGAGCAUACCGAAAUGGGAAAUAUUGUUAAAAAAAAACACUGUGAGGAAGUAAAUACAUUGAACCAUAUAGAUCACAGCAUAAAACUGGUUUCUCCAAGUCGAAUGAAGGGCAAGUUCUGUAACUCAACAUGUGCAGAUAAUCAGCAUCAGCAAGAGCUGCCAGCCAGUGGAUCCUCUUCUCCUUUUAAUUGUGAGGAGGUUGAACAGCCAGAAUUGAUUUCCUCUGCUGCUAAAGCAGUUAACACCAAGUCAGAAGAUACUGGUGCUUCUGCUGUGGAUUCUGUAUAUGUGAGUUUUACUGAGACAUCAUCGUUGCUAGUCAGAGAAGAUACUGAGUCUCUUCUGACACAGAAAAGGGAUAUUUUGAGGGACCCAAGUAGCAUUUUAAAUACAGAUAAAAUGACUGCCAAUGCAAUUGAAAAAAUGGCUUGCCAGGAGAGUUUGCAGUCAGUAGUGGAGAAAGAAGGAAAUCUUAAUACAGCUGCUGUGUGCUUUCCCAGCCCCAUCUCUAAAAGAGUACCAUCUCUUUCUUUGGCAAGAAUGAGUGCCAAGUCCACUUCUGCCAAAGAACUCAAACAAAUGGACAUUGGUGUUUUCUUUGGGUUAAAACCCAAAGUAAUUGAGGAAAGCAAAAGAGAGACAUGUUUGGGUGAGGGAAAGCAGAGGUCAAGUUCAGUAACUCCCAAUGGGAAGAGUCCCAGACAGCAAAAAAGGAAAGCUGAAGGCUCUGUGGAAGAUGUAGAAGCAGUUACAGAAAAUUCAGGUAAAACUGGAGCUGUUGCAGAUGUAAGUUCUGGUGCCCGACCACGGUGGAGAAAAAAAUAUAAAGACUUGCCUACUACAGGUGAAGGAGCAAGAAAAAAACACUGCCCUUUCUACAAGAAAAUACCAGGAACUGGUUUUACAGUUGAUGCAUUCCAGUAUGGAGAAAUUGAAGGCUGCACAGCCUAUUUCCUUACUCAUUUUCACUCAGAUCACUAUUGUGGGCUAACAAAAAACUUCAUGUUUCCCAUCUACUGUAAUAAGAUAACUGGCAAUCUGGUGAAGAGCAAGCUUCGAGUCAGAGAGCAAUAUGUCCACGUGCUGCCCAUGGACACAGAAUGCACCGUCAACGGGAUCAAAGUGCUGCUGCUCGAUGCCAAUCACUGUCCAGGGGCAGCAAUGCUCCUGUUCCGUCUGCCGAGCGGAGCUGUCGUUCUGCACACGGGGGACUUCAGGGCAGACCCUUCCAUGGAGCGCCACCCCGCUCUGCUGGCUCAGCAAGUCCACACCCUGUACCUGGACACCACAUACUGUAGUCCUGAGUACACUUUUCCUUCCCAACAAGAGGUUAUCCAGUUUGCUGUCAAUACUGCUUUUGAGACGGUCACUUUAAACCCACGUACUCUAAUUGUCUGUGGCACCUAUUCCAUUGGAAAAGAGAAAGUUUUUUUAGCAAUUGCUGAAGUUCUGGGCUCAAAAGCAAGUAUGUCCCGUGAUAAGUACAAAACACUGCAGUGCUUGGAGUCAGCAGCUGUUAAUUCCCUCAUCAGUGUGGACUGGCAGGGUACUUUGCUUCACGUUCUUCCCAUGAUGCAAAUUAAUUUUAAGAGCUUGCAAGAUCACUUGAAUAAAUUUUCUGAGAAUUUUGAUCAAGUUGUGGCUUUCAAACCUACUGGAUGGACCUACUCUGAUUCAUGCCUUUCUCUGGUGGAUAUCAAACCUCAGACAAGAGGAAAGAUCACCAUAUAUGGGAUUCCUUACAGCGAGCACAGCAGCUACCUGGAGCUGAAGCGUUUUGUUCAGUGGCUGAAGCCACAGAAAAUCAUCCCUACCGUAAACGUCGGAGACUGGCGGGCCAGGAGCUCCAUGGAGAGGCAUUUUAGAGACUGGAUGACUGAGGGCAGUGGGCAUAAAUAAACCUAUGGAAGAAUAUAUAUUUCAAAGGAGGUAGGCUGGAAUGGGAAUUGUGAGUUCCUGUGAGUUUGGGUGUUUUUAACUCCUUUUUCUACAGAGC
Molecule: messenger RNA, 3082 nt
Organism: Merops nubicus (carmine bee-eater)
Lineage: Eukaryota; Metazoa; Chordata; Aves; Coraciiformes; Meropidae
Gene: DCLRE1A
Product: DNA cross-link repair 1A
Exons: 9
Coding region: 1-2985 (994 amino acids)
Biological process (GO): protection from non-homologous end joining at telomere; double-strand break repair via nonhomologous end joining; interstrand cross-link repair
Molecular function (GO): damaged DNA binding; 5'-3' DNA exonuclease activity
Source: RefSeq, a predicted model, not a curated record